GCAAACUCAAUGGCAUCAAAAGACCGUCGGUUUGUCUCAUCGACGUGCCGGUGCCGGCCUAAUCUCAUUGGUCCCAUAUUUUCGACAUUGUAUUCCUAGCGGCGAUAGAAGAACUCCUUCGGCUAGAUCGGUCUCAGAACAAGAAUCGGCCUACCCGGCUCCCUGCGCACAUGACAACGACUAUCUUUUUUUUCCCUUUUGGCCUUCUGUUGGUAACACCAUAGAUAGAUGUGGUGUAAUCUAUAACUGAUUUUUUUUUCUUAUCUUCGUUCGGUUAUUCGGUUGACGGCGAACUUUUCCAUCUGAAUUACUUUUCAAGUACUUCGUAGUUAUCGUAUUAUUUUAUUUCAUUUUGUUUAGUCUUACCGAAUACUCUCAGCGUUGAGUCUUAACUCCCCGUCACCUGUGACUGCUUCAUAGGAUUUUCUUCCUUUCCGUGACCACACAUAACAUAACUCUAGAGUGCAGGCUAGAUACUUCUGUCGGCUGGUUUAGCUGUGGGAUAGCCAAUGAGCGAUCGCAGAUACGAUGACGUUGACGAAGAAGACCGGGGCCCUUUGAGCGACUUCAACUUUGAUUCCGACGAGGAAUCCGCCGUGGUUGAUCCCGGACCCGGCGUCCGAGACGAGAGCGGCCAGGAUGGGUCCCGGCUGGUGGCGUCCCGCGGUAGCGCCUUAACCAUCGACACCAGCGCCGCCGUUGCCGACUACGAGGAACGGAGACGGAGGCCGAGCGACUCUAAGAAGGUAGUGGCUUGGACGGAUCUGCCCAAGAAGAAGCAGUUAGUAGUUAUUACGCUGGCCCGUCUCAGUGAGCCAUUGGUCCAGACGUCGCUGCAGUCGUACAUGUUCUACCAACUACGAUGGUUCGACCCGAGCUUGUCGGACUCCACUAUCUCGAGCCAAGCCGGAAUUUUGCAUGCGAGCUUCACCGCCGCCCAGUUCUUCACUGCUAUGGUGUGGGGCCGGGUCGCCGAUUCCACCUCGGCCGGCCGGAAAACUGUUAUCAUGAUAGGACUGUUUGGAACUCUUAUUUCAUGUCUUGGUUACGGAUUCUCCAGAUCCUUCGCCCAAGCUCUAUUCUUCCGAGCUUUAGGUGGUGCAACCAACGGCAACGUCGGCGUUAUGAGGACUAUGAUCAGCGAGAUAGUCCGUGAAAAGAAAUAUCAGUCUCGAGCAUUUCUAAUCUUACCCAUGACUUUCAAUAUUGGUGUCAUCGUUGGUCCCAUCCUCGGUGGCAUCCUAUCCGACCCAGCAGGCUCAUACCCCGAUACCUUUGGCAACGUAGAGUUCCUCCGAAAAUUUCCCUACGCUAUGCCAAACCUUGUUAGUACAGGGUUCCUAUUUAUUGCUUUGUCAAUGUGCUGGAUGUUUUUGGAAGAGACGCAUGAUGCUCUUCAAGAUAGGAGAGACUUCGGAAUUAUUUUCGGUCAGAAGUUGACGUCGCUAUUCACAUCACUUUUCAAGAGACGCAGCACGACCAUAGCAUAUACGCGCCUUCACUCGAGAGAUUCUAGCAUAAGCACGGACAUGGAGCUGUCGCCCGUCACUCCCAGAGACUCCUCUGAAGACGUGCCGACGCCUUCGAAGCGGCGUUCUAAGAGGAGGUACAUAAACCGGCUUCCUUUCCGCCGCAUAUUCACCUCGAACGUAACAUUCACCUUCAUCGCUCACUUCUUCCUCGCCUUCCACAUCGGCACCUUCAACUCGCUCUGGUUCGUAUUCCUCUCGACGUCCGUGUACAACCCGUCGGAGCCGAACCCGCCGGACUUCAAGCCGCGGCUCCCUUUCAGAUUCACCGGCGGCCUCGGCUUGCCUCCCCGUUCCGUCGGGAUGGCCAUGGCGAUCCUGGGGGUAAUCGGCAUUACCAUGCAGCUAUUCCUAUACCCCCGUCUGUCGUCGCGCCUGGGCACCGUCCGCUCGUGGCGCAUGUUCCUCUUCCUUUUCCCUAUCGCUUACUCUCUGAUACCGUUCCUAUCGGUCGUGCCAUCGAGCACGCCGCCUCCGAGCCAGAAGACCGGCGUUUGGAUAUGGGCUGCCAUCGCCGGCGUGUUGUUCAUUCAAGUUACGGGGCGUACCUUCGCACUACCCGCUCAGACGAUUCUAGUUAACAACUGCACGUCGCACCCUAGCGUAUUAGGCACUGUCCACGGGCUUGGGCAGAGUGUUAGCAGCUUUGCGCGAACGGUUGGCCCAGUAUUAUGCGGGUGGCUCUACGGCCUCGGGCUGAGCCACGGUGUGGUCGGCGGGGUAUUUUGGGGCCUCGCUGGAAUAGCUGUGUGCGGAUUAGCUGCUAGUUUCUGGGUUAGAGAAGGGAACGGGCAUGAGAUAUGGUUAGAAGGGGACGAAGAAGAAGAAGAAGAAGAAGAAGAAGGCGGGCAUACGUAAACGCAUGAUACCUUAGGUACCUAAGGUAGCUUUUCUUUAUUUUAUUUUCUAGAUUCCUUAUACGUGUUCAUGAUUAGAAACGCUCAGGAGUACUAUGGGUUACGAUAUAUGACGAGAUUUUCAUAGAUGAGAUGGGUCAGGUUAGAAUAGAGUUAAGCAAUACAAUACGUGCGUGUACGCCGCGCUCGUAUGCUACGCCCUCGGUGAAAAUAUAAAAUUGAAGCAAUCUAUAUAUCGAAUAUAAACACACUACACGUCCCACUGGCUUGGAUACUAUGGUAUCUUGUAACUUAGAUGGUAAGGAUACCUGUUAUAUUGAGAGG
Messenger RNA from Daldinia caldariorum, 2710 nucleotides. RefSeq names its product MFS general substrate transporter. Gene Ontology annotation, biological process: transmembrane transport. The record is from RefSeq and is a predicted model, not a curated record. The transcript is spliced from 6 exons. NCBI's taxonomy places the organism in Eukaryota, Fungi, Ascomycota, Sordariomycetes, Xylariales, Hypoxylaceae. Gene Ontology annotation, molecular function: transmembrane transporter activity. Bases 510 to 2387 code for a protein of 625 amino acids.